AUGCAAAUCUGGAAGAUGGAGUCGUAUCCGGUCGGGGACCGUCGUCUGCCGCAUCACGUGUUCCCACCCAAGCACCUGACCGUCGACGACCUCAGGAAGAAGGCUGGAGUCACCUACUACAAGGUAGGCAUUCUGUAUAACUUGCACUUGUUUUGUUGGCUUUAUCUUGUAGCGUCAGGCAAGCGCUAGAGGACUAGUCCCACUGGAAACAUAUUGCGGAUUUGAACUCCGCUUUGCGGCGUUCAGUUUUCCUCUGAGCAACACAUAGGCGGUCCAACUUCAAUUUGUUGCAAUGCCUGCGAAUUUUUGAAUUUUUGUAAUUUUUGCGACAUGCACUGUGCGAAAAACAAAAUUUUAUUUUGCACUGUGUAAUUGGUUUUUUUGCACCGUGGUUUUUGAGGCUUUUGAUCUGUCGCUUGCAUCCUGAAUUUUUCUUGCACAACCCCAAAGAUCACCUCAUCAACUUUGCGAACGGACUAGUGCCUGUGUCAAGAAAAAAAAUUUUUUUUGAGAAGUAGCAACAAAAUGUUGAAUUUUCAACUACACUUCAACCAAGAAACCUCGGUCUUUUUUGCAUCAUAUGCCUUACAUGUUAGAAAAAAUUCAAUCAAAAACCGCACGUUCAGCAACUUGCCCUUCCAAUUCACGAUAACUCUCGGGAAAUAUUCAAAACCGACCCCCGCAGGGACCUACAACCUUCUAUUUACAGUUCCAAUAACCCUUAGACUUAGCAGCCGUUACUCACGGUCUUCAAUUUCCCUCUAACUCUUCCUCUCUUGCUUGUCUCCGUAUAUGUUAGUGAUAGUGCAGCAGCAAGAAUUCCGUUAAUUCAUUAAGAUUUCCCCAAACGAACAACACCUCGUUUGCAGGUCAACCUGGCGGACACGCAGGCCAUGAAGAAGCGGCUGUCGGCGGUGAAGAAAGAGAACAGCGUGAACACCGGCGACAUCCUCACCAUCGACGAGAACGUGGCGGACCUCGCGAAGGUCAUGGACGACCUGUACGAGGAGCAGGAGGUCGCCGCGCCCACCGUGUGCAUGGUGGUGGACGGCGAGAUGUACAUGGACGUGGAGUACGAGGACGAGGAGUGGCUGCGCCUGCAUCUGGAGAAGGGCGACUUGGUGGUCGUGCCGAAGAACAUGCUCCACCGCUACACCACCACCCCGACGGUAAGGGCUGGCCCAAAAGGCCGUGGCGUUCGAAGUGCGACGCACUGAUUUUUGUGGAAGUUGGCGCAAAUUAUGAUACAUAACAUUGGUCCUAAGGCCUUUUUUGUCACGAAAUUUGGCUCACUGUUAGGCGAAGGGCUAAACUCAACACAUUUUUUGCGCUUUUCAGGGUUAAGAGUUGACAUUCAGAACGUGCGAUGGGUUAAACUGGAACAGAAGAUAGUCGAAGAGCCGCACUAUACUGCACACGUACAGGUUAUCAAGUCAAAAGGUUAUCCAAAUUCUACCGUUUCUUGAGAGUUUCUGACCAGGGAAGUGCUCUAGGUGUGACGCUCAGAUUUUUUGCAUGGCAUAACUUACAGUCAGCCUAAUUCUCGUAGAAAAAUGAGAGAUUUUUAGCUCUAAGCCCCCGAGAUUUCUUGUUGAUCAAAAUUCGAUAUAUUUUCGCAGGUGGUAAAGCGAAUACUAGCUCGCGCUUUGCAGAAACAACUGGGAAUUUUAGGUCGAAAGGUGGCAAGAAUGGGAUAUUUUUUUACAAACUUUGUCAUGAAAAUCAUGCGUAUUUCUACUGUAGAGUGAUGUUUCCGCAAAAAAAUCAAUUUUUUUCCGCACGAUACCGGCAAAUUUACUGCCAAAAAACUUUUUUUCCCUCUGACCGCUCUCCACAUUUUGUGUGCUUUCAGAAAAGUUGCUGCGCCUGCAAAGCGUGAGCUAAAAUUUUGAUGAGUUGAUAAGUGGCCUAUGUCCGAAAAGUCUGUCAAUUUUAAAAAAAAUAUAUGAACGUCACACUUUGGGCACUUGCCUUGUCAGUUAAAAAUGAGCAUUCCGUAUUUUGGCAUUGAAUUUUUAAUGUCAUGGCAUUGAAAAACAAAACUUAAUUUUUCUUCUCAAAAGCCCAUAACACCCUUUUUCGCACUGUCAUCUUUUGUAUUGAGCUCGAUGAAAAUGAUCAAACUCUGUUUUUUCAGUUACUUUUUAUGCGUUAAAACGUUUUCCACAAAACUUUCAGAAUGUGUUGCCCUUCCCGGUCGCCCACCAACCACAAACUGACACUGUUUUCAUUUCAGAACUUUUUCCGCCUUCAGCGUUUCAGCCCCAUUGACCCACAAAACAUCGUCGCCUAG
Messenger RNA from Bursaphelenchus xylophilus (pine wood nematode), 2293 nucleotides. Lineage: Eukaryota; Metazoa; Nematoda; Chromadorea; Rhabditida; Aphelenchoididae. The record is from the annotation of a GenBank genome assembly.